Messenger RNA from Amaranthus tricolor (Joseph's coat), 3356 nucleotides. Its product is annotated as AP-1 complex subunit gamma-2-like. The transcript is spliced from 18 exons. NCBI's taxonomy places the organism in Eukaryota, Viridiplantae, Streptophyta, Magnoliopsida, Caryophyllales, Amaranthaceae. The coding region runs from base 379 to 3012 and encodes 877 amino acids. The record is from RefSeq and is a predicted model, not a curated record. Gene Ontology annotation, biological process: intracellular protein transport; Golgi to vacuole transport; receptor-mediated endocytosis. Gene Ontology annotation, molecular function: clathrin-cargo adaptor activity. Gene Ontology annotation, cellular component: membrane coat; AP-1 adaptor complex; Golgi apparatus.
UACGACUUUUCUCCUCAUAUUCUUCUAGUUUUAAAAAUUAUUUUAAUUUAGUUAAAUUAAUUAAUUUUGUCCAAUAUGCCGAGAGUCCUAGACGAGCUUCAAUAUGAUAGUACAAGAGAAGAGAUAGAUAGAGCAACAUGAAAUUGAAACCCAAGUAAACGAAGCAAGAGCAUAUUACAUUGUACAGAGCACAUCUCAACCAAAUUCAUCUCCCAAUAAUUGUUAAUUGUUUUUUCUUUCUUCUCUGUCGUUCCGAUCUGUAGAUCUCACCGAUUCCAUUCGGAUCUCUCAACAAUUUCGCUCUGAUCGCUGCUUUUCUGCUUCGGAACAAUCGCAAUCUAAUCCAAGGUUUUUGAAGCUUCAAUACUGGACCCGAUCAUGAAUCCGUUCUCAUCAGGAACCCGUUUGAGAGACAUGAUUCGCUCUAUACGUGCUUGUAAAACGGCAGCUGAAGAACGUGCAGUUGUCAGAAAAGAAUGUGCAUCUAUCCGUGCUGCCAUUAGCGAAAAUGACUCAGAUUAUAGGCAUCGUAACAUGGCGAAGCUCAUGUUUAUUCACAUGCUUGGUUACCCAACACAUUUUGGGCAAAUGGAAUGCCUAAAGUUAAUUGCAUCUCCCGGAUUCCCCGAGAAAAGAAUAGGAUACCUGGGACUUAUGUUACUUCUUGAUGAAAGACAAGAAGUUCUUAUGCUGGUCACAAAUUCUUUAAAACAAGACCUGAACCACACAAAUCAGUACAUCGUGGGACUUGCUCUUUGUGCUCUUGGGAACAUAUGCUCUGCUGAAAUGGCUCGUGACCUUGCUCCUGAAGUAGAGAGAUUGCUUCAGUUUCGUGAUCCAAAUGUUCGCAAGAAAGCAGCUUUAUGCUCAAUUCGGAUUAUAAAGAAAGUCCCGGACUUGGCGGAGAAUUUUAUCAAUCCUGCUGCUUCUUUGCUGAAAGAAAAGCACCAUGGAGUCCUAAUAACCGGAGUACAACUUUGUACAGACUUGUGUAAAAUCAGUGAAGAUGCACUCGAGUACUUUAGAAAGAAAUGCACCGACUCUGUGGUGAGAGUUCUAAAGGACCUCGUGAACAGUCCUUAUGCUCCAGAGUAUGAUGUUGCUGGUAUUACGGAUCCUUUCCUCCACAUCAGACUACUGAGAUUUUUGCGUGUUUUAGGCCAUGGUGAUGCAGAUGCUAGCGACUGCAUGAAUGACUUACUUGCGCAGGUGGCAACAAAAACCGAGUCCAACAAGAAUGCAGGAAAUGCCAUUCUAUAUGAGUGUGUUGAAACUAUCAUGAGCAUUCAAGACAAUAGCGGUUUGCGUGUUCUGGCCAUUAAUAUUCUUGGAAGAUUUUUGUCAAACAGGGACAAUAAUAUUAGAUAUGUUGCUUUGAAUAUGCUGAUGAGGGCUAUAAGUUUUGACGCUCAAGCAGUUCAGAGGCAUCGAGCGACAAUCUUGGAAUGUGUCAAGGAUUCGGAUGCUUCAAUUAGGAAGAGGGCUCUUGAACUUGUAUAUCUUCUAGUGAAUGAGAGUAAUGUAAAGCCUUUAACAAAAGAGCUAAUUGACUAUUUGGAAGUUAGUGACCUCGAAUUCAAGGGGGAUCUUACAGACAAAAUCUGCUCCAUUGUUGAAAAGUUUUCACCUGAGAAGAUAUGGUACAUUGAUCAAAUGCUGAAGGUUCUUUGUGAGGCUGGAAAUUAUGUGAAGGAUGAAGUAUGGCAUGGCCUUGUCGUUGUCAUAAGUAACGCAUUGAAUCUCCAUGGCUACACGGUUAGGUCCCUGUACAGAGCUAUUCAAGCAUCAAAUGAGCAGGAAACUCUUGUCAAAGUGGCAGUUUGGUGCAUUGGUGAAUAUGGUGAUAUGUUGGUCAACAAUGUUGGGGUGCUAGAUAUUGAGGAUCCAAUAACAGUAACAGAGUCUGAUGCGGUGGAUAUGGUUGAGAUUGCUAUCAAGCGCCACAAUUCAGAUAUCACCACUCGUGCUAUGUGUUUGGUUUCUCUAUUGAAGUUUUCCUCUCGAUUUCCUGCUUGUUCGCAGAGGAUAAAAGAUAUAGUUGUGCAAUAUAAAGGAAGCCUUCUCCUUGAAUUGCAGCAGAGAGCACUGGAGUUCAAUUCUAUUAUUGAAAAGCAUCAAAACAUUAGGUCUACAUUAGUCGAACGGAUGCCUGUGUUGGAUGAGGCAACAUACAGUGGAAGAAGAUCUGGCUCUUUGCCGGCUACAGUUUCAAGCUCCAACGGGCCUUCUGUUAAUCUUCCAAAUGGUGUGUCAAAGCCUGCUGCUCCUCUUGUUGAUUUGCUUGAUCUUAGCUCGGAUGAUGUACCCGCACCUAGCUCAUCAGGUGGUGGUGAUUUUCUACAUGACCUCCUUGGUGUUGAUCUGUCACCAGUGCCAUCACAACCAGGUGCUAGUCAGAAUCAAAAAUCAGGAACGGAUGCCCUGUUAGAUCUCUUAUCAAUUGGGAGUCCCCCUACCACGAAUAGUGCAUCAACUCCAGACAUUUUGUGUUUGAGUUUAGAAAGCAAAAAUUCUGGAUCACCGCAGGAUCAAUUGUCAUCUGUUCUACCUUUGCCUGUGCAAGGGUCGUCUCCUAGUGGAGCUGCUCCUAUUGUUGAUUUAUUGGAUGUCUUGUCUUCGAAUCCACCAACAUCAGAGAUCAAUGGUCUGCAAUUCCCGUCCAUUGUGGCAUUUGAGAGCAGUUCUCUAAAACUGACUUUUGAGUUUUCGAAGUCUACUUUGAACUCGCAUCUGACGUCAAUCAAGGCUAUGUUUAUAAAUCUAUCAGCCGACAUCUAUACUGAUUUUCUAUUCCAGGCUGCUGUUCCCAAGUUUCUUCAGCUGCACCUUGAUCCAGCUAGCAGCACUACCCUUCCAGCCAGCGGUAAUGGCUCUAUAACUCAGAGUAUGCAAAUUACUAACAGCCAGCAUGGGAAGAAACACCUGGCUAUGCGUAUAAGAAUAGGCUACAAGGUAAACGGAAAAGAUGUUUUGGAGCAAGGGACAAUUAGUAAUUUCCCGCGUAACUUGUAGUGUUCAGUGUCCAUAUGCAAUUUUCAAGUGAGCUCCAUAGGUUCAAGCUACUCUUCAAGUGGAGUGACUCCGCAAUUGCGCCAUUCUGGGGCGAUAGUCUCUUUGAAUUCUUCAAAAUGAUUGCAAAGUAGCUCGCAGUAAUUGGAAUUUUCCUGUUGAGUUCGGGUUUCCAUGUGUUUUCAUUUUCGGUUUGUUCUACUCCGCUUUUUCCCUCUUUCAAUUUUAACUUUGUUUAGUGGUCCAUGUACAUUAUAUUUUGAUUCUCAUGUAUUUUGGAAAAAUAUGGAAAGAUGAAUUUUGGAAGGUGUUCAAAGUGAUGAUAAGAUAUAUCUAUGUUGUAUCAA